Messenger RNA from Tricharina praecox, 1551 nucleotides. RefSeq lists its product as uncharacterized. Gene Ontology annotation, molecular function: FAD binding; monooxygenase activity. The record is from RefSeq and is a predicted model, not a curated record. Lineage: Eukaryota; Fungi; Ascomycota; Pezizomycetes; Pezizales; Pyronemataceae. The transcript is spliced from 2 exons. The coding region runs from base 1 to 1551 and encodes 516 amino acids.
AUGUCCGCAACCUCCAAACCCCAUAUCUUGAUCAUUGGCGCAGGAAUCUCCGGUCUCUGCUUCGCCCUGCAGAUACUCACCCACGCAAACAAAUUCUAUACCGUCACAUCAAGGACCGCGGACCCAUCAACCGGCUUCUGCAUCAUCCUUUCUCCGAAUGCAAUCCGCGUGCUCCGCACGCUCUCGAUCGACCUUGUCGCGAUCGGAGCAGCGCGUCCACUAACACACACCCGCUUCCACUCGCACACCGGCUCUCUCCUUCUUUCGGCCGACCACGUCGUCCCCGGCGAUCCCGAAUCCCUCCUCACCGUCGAGCGGGGGAAGAUGGUGCGCGCGCUUCUCGACCGCCUGCAAGAGCUCGGCGGAGUAGUGGAGUGGGACCACAAGCUCUCCAGCAUCUGCACGGACGAAUCCACCUCCACCGUCGAGGCUGUCUUUUCCUGCGGGCGACGGGCGACAGGUAGUCUCCUCGUGGGUGCGGACGGCACGUGGUCCUCCGUCUGUCACAGCAUCCCGCAGCCGCACGCGCCGCUCUCCCCGCCGUGGAGCCUCCCCAUCCUGCGCCUCCUCCGGUCUCCACUCCUCCUCUUCCGUUCCAAGGAGGAGGCAUGGAUGCCCCAGCCCACCCGCUGGACCGCACUCUACGGCAUCACCCCGCCGCUGCCGGACCACCUCGUGACGCCGUACGGCGCGCUGCAGCUGUACGUGCGAGACGGAAAACCAGGCGCGUACGCGACGUACUCGCUCGGGGGCAACCGGCUAUUCUGGAUAUGUUACGAGAGCAGCCGGCCAUCCGCCGCCGCGUUUUCGGGCGAGGAUGCGGAACGGACGAGAGAUGAGUUCAAGAGCGCGGUGUAUGGCUCCGAGGGCGGGUUCACGCUCGGCGACGUGAUGAAAGAUAGUCAGAUGAUGAAAGUGCGCUUGUGGCAUGCCGUGUUUGAGAACGUGCGCGACGGCAGGGUCGUCCUCAUUGGCGACGCGGCGCAUCCGCAGACUACGUUUCUUGGGCAGGGUGCGGGAAGGGGUAUAGAGGAGGGAGCGGAGCUGCGGAGGGCGCUGUUGCGCAAAGCGUGGGGUGGGGAGGGGGCGGGGGUGGGAGUGAGUGGGUUCGUGGACGGUGCCAGGACGAGGGGGAGGGAUGUGGCCGAGAUGGGGUGGUGGGCGGGAUGUACGGUCAUGGGUGAUUGGUGGUGGAGCAGGAAGGCGAGAGAUUGGCUUCUGAGGUAUCUUGCGUGGGACGAGAGGAGGUACAAGGAGAGAUGUGCUAGGAAAAGGGAGGAGGCGAAGGCGAAGGCGAAGGAUAAGUCGCCCGCGCUGGCCACGGUAAAGCCGGUGAAGCGGCAGGAGAAUUGGCUGCUCGACUACUGUGUCCCCGUGGAAACAGAGGAAGAUUUCUGGCUCGCGCAGAAGGCGAAGCUGAGAGAGGGCGAACAGGCAAAGGGAUGGUGCAGUCGCUGUGGACAGGUGCUGCGAGUGCUAGCCUAUGCACUUGUCUUCCUGCUAGGCGUCAAGUUCCUGCUUGUCAUGAGGGUGGACGCGUCCAUAGCGUAG